AUGCACGCCUCCGGAGUUCGUUUCGCUAGCGGAUCAGUCAAUUCGAUAUCUGCGCAGGAGUGUGGGCUUGUCUCCGGCGACAAACUCCAGCGUGGUGGGGGCAUCCUGCACGUCGACUCGGGAAGAAAACACCAGCGGCAGCACAGCUUGCCGCGGUUCGUGGCGAAGGUCUUCUUGGUUUCUUCUGCUAUUGUGGUUGCUGCUAUGCUGGUCAUCGCCCACCAGCGGAAGGGGUGGAGCGGGAGUGGAGCGGUGCUGCCAUCCCAUGGAAACGACAGGGCGACUGCGACAGCGACUGCUUUAGUUCAACGUGGUAACAGCAAGGGACGAUUCAGGUCGGAAGGCCUCCAUGACCAGAAUGACCGCGAACACCUCGAUGCAGCUUCAAUCCCAGCCUCUUCUCGGGCACCCUCUAGCGUGUCAAGGGCUCUGGGUGACAUGCCUAUCACGACAGCUCCUGAUCCGGGUGGCGACGGUGAUGGCGGUGGAGGUGCUGCUACGACGUACGAAAAGCGGGCACGAAUCGGCUACUUGAUCAUGUCCAGCGGGACCGAAGAACUCCACAAGACGAAACGCCUACUCAAGGCCAUUUACGAUCCGAACAACUUCUACCUUGUGCACCUGGACCGUAAGGACAAACGCUCUAUCCGGAGAGAUUUCGAGAAUUUCAUCGAGGAAUGGGACAACGUCAGGAUGCUUGAACCCGCUCUGGACGUGUCGUGGGGCGGCUACACCAUCACUCUCACCGCCAUUUUCGGCAUAUGCACCAUGGUGCAAUGGAAUGACGAGUGGGACUUUUUCAUCAACCUUUCUGCUUCAGAUUUCCCGCUUCUUCCUCAGUCCGAACUGACUACCGUGUUGGGCAAGUACGCGGAUGUGGGCAUGAACUUCGUUUCAGGAGAACCCCUCAACGAGAGGAACAGGGUAGAGGUGCUCAUCGACGAUCAGGGCCUCUACCGGGAAAAGCAGUCGUCAAAGGCAGGCAGGCCCCUCAAGGUCGGCAAGGCUCGACUUCCCCCGAGCAAGUCCAUGUUCACCGUCUAUAAAGGAGAGUUCUGGGUUAUCCUUCACCGCUCUUUCUGCCAAUACCUUGAGGCGUCACCAGACAACGUCGCUCGCUCACUGCAGGCAUACUUCUCGAAGUUCCGCAUUUCCGACGAGAGCUAUUUCCAGACCGUGCUUUGCCAUCCUCUGGCGCCGAGCUUCCUUGUUCACCCGGACAAUCUUCGUUUCGUAUCGUGGCCUGAUGUGAUUGAGGGCCACUAUGUAUUGCACCCGGAUCCCAUCACGGGUGGUGCGAGUGGUAACGUCAACGUCGCCAUGGACAGUGGCGCUUUGUUCGCCAGAAAGUUCGACACAAAGGUGUCUCAAGAGGCCUACACCGUGCUUGAGAAAAGCCUGAGCGAGCCAAACCCCGGGCGCCUUGCUCGGGCUGCCAAUCGCCUCAAUCCGGCUGCCGCCGUCACUGGGAGGCAAAGGUUCUGCUUCGUACCCGACGGGUACAGCAUUCAAGAGGUGCUCUCCCGCCCCCCCAAGAAGGCCAUGGGCAUGCACCAGGACAGAUCCGACGGCAGCAGCAGCAACAGAAACCGAGACGGUUCUUCUUCACCUCUUGCUGUUGGUAAGGAUCAACUUCAGCGCCAGCCCAGCUUUCAAACGAGAGAGGCGAGGGAGGGGGAAGGCGGCAGCGAGCCUUAA
Messenger RNA from Ectocarpus siliculosus, 1698 nucleotides. Lineage: Eukaryota; Phaeophyceae; Ectocarpales; Ectocarpaceae. The record is from the annotation of a GenBank genome assembly.